GACCAUACUCUAUGUUUCAAUCAUUUAUGCCAUUGGCAAUGUCACUGUUGCUAUCACAUCAAUUCCUGCAGUACUGGCAAAAGUAAAAACGUGAGUUAAUUGUUUUUCUAAUGAAAUGCAUGUAACAGUAAGUUACAGUAGUAGCUUAAUGACUGGUAACCCUUAAACUCCCAAGAGUGACCAAGACAGAAUUUCUCCUUACAAUUCUGAUGCAAAAUCAAGAAAAUUGGUAAUGUUCCUAGCAUUCAAAGAUAUUUUCUUAACUGAAAAAAAACAUUGAGCUGAGCUUUUAAGAACUCCAAGGAACAGUUUUUCUCUGUGGAAAAUCUAGCAUCUUGUUGGUGUCUCGUAAGCUGGACUUUAUUCUAUUUUGAGUUCUUUUUUUCAUUAAGGUCUUGAGAUACUUGCUGUAACAAUAAGCGUUGUUUGCUAGUAGCCUUGUUUCAGUGUCAACUUAAGGGACAGGCAUUUGCAUAACAAGGCAGUUUUUGAUGUAACACUCGGUGGCAGAUAUUAAUUAAAACAAGAUGUGGUUUCUCGGGCCGUGUGAUUUCUUUGUAUUUAAACAGUAACUCUUCUCUCUCAAUACUUCUCUCUCCUGUCAAUUUGAGUGGGUUUCAGAGUAUUGUCUGGGGGAUACAUACAUACAUACCUACAUACAUACAUGUAGUUACAAAUGUACAUACUCUAUUGGCUCGUACUCUUCCACGGGGCUUUUCUGGGGAUCCUGAUAAUGCAUGGAGGUAGAGUGGAGGGUGAGGGGAAGCAUCCCAUCAAGGGGAUGGGAAGAUGGGCGGCAUUUUGCUACAGAAAAUGGACUGAGUUAAGGUGGCAAAGGUCAUUUGGCAUAUGGUGAUGACUAAUGAAUGAAUGGUUAGUUGUCCUCUUUUGUUGACUUUUUCUCCUUCUUUUCCAGGGCUGGUCCAAUGAUUGGGUUGCUGUUAAUCGCACUUGGUACAGGAGGCAUCAAACCAUGUGUGUCAGCUUUUGGGGAGAUCAGUUUACUGCUGAUCAAGUAAUGUACCUGUAGAGUAGAAAGUUGUUAUGUUUGAGCUACAUGUACUGCAUAGUAGUAUGUACUGCAAUCAUUAUCAUUAUGACCACUGUUCCUGCAAGCAAAUAGAUUAUACAAUAGGUCUUGUGCAUGUUUAUAAAGUGCAGCACAAUGUACAUUGGAAAGCUAAAUUAACCCUGGAGCCUUGCUUUCAAGGUGCAGAUGGGUGAAUUUAAAUAUCAAAUUGACAGUAUUCCUCAGACACUAAAAUCUAAAGAAUACUGAUAUAUAGAAAUUGGCAAAGAUUCACAAAAAUUUUUAGUGUAAGUGAGUUAUAGGAGUGAAUUUUCAGUUAAUUAGGUCAUUGUGUGUCAGAAAUAUAGUAAGAUGUGGCUCAUGGAACUCUAACUUAAAUCUCAUUUGAAAUCUUAACCCUUUAAUUCCCAUGAGUGACCAAGACAAAAUUUCUCCUCAAAUUUAAAUGCAAUAUCAACCAGAUAAGUGAUGAGAAUAAAGAAAAAUAUAAAUUUGGACAUAAUUAGUUGAUCCAAUACUAAAUUCUCAGAAAUAACAUUAUAAGAAUUGUAUGGUUAACAGUAAGGAGAAAAGAGAGGCAAAAGAUAAUAAGUGAAAAAAAACAUACCAAAAACAUACUUAUUGCCUUUUAAGUAAUAUGCUUUUAUUUUAUUGCCUUUGUUGCAGGAACAUUUACUUCAGAGCUAUUUUUCCAUUUUCUAUUUUGCCAUCAAUCUUGGUAGCCUUUUAUCUAUGAUUGUUACACCGAUGCUGAGAGGCAAGUGAUUCAAUGUGAACUUGUAUUUAGUAACACACAGUUGUGCUAUUUUAAAGAAAAUGAAUAUAAAUUGUUUGAAGAUCAGUUAAUAUUUACAGUGGGGCAUUGUUGGGGCUAUGAACUGAGCAUCUCUCUCAGACAGCAGGCAGAGAUGUUCUUAAUAAAUUUUACAGUCAGUGAUUCAAGUAGCUGGCUGACACUUUACAGCAAUAAAGACCUUAUUAGGUCCCUUUACAGUGCAAACAAGGAAAAGUGUCUUUUAGUGCUAGCCUCUUCUAUAUUGUAAAUUCCUGAUCAUGAGUAAUUUGUUUGUUUGUUUUUUUUUUUUUUUUUUUGGGGGGGGGGAAUGCAAGACUGUGUAAUGAUGCUGAGGAUAUGUUUUUUUUUUUUUUUUUCCAGGUGAUGUGUCCUGCUUUGGUCAAGAUUGUUACAUGUUGGCAUUUGGAGUCCCUGCUUUGCUGAUGAUCCUGUCAAUUGGUACAGUGUAUAAUAUUUUUCCUGCAUUUACAAUACUAUCUAAGAUUCUUAACCCUUUAACCCCUAAGUGACUAGCAUCUAAUUUAUCCUUACAAUUUGACCCCUGAAUCACACAUUAUGGACAAAGGAAUAAAGGAAAUGAUCACUAACUAAAAAAAACUCUUGAUUAACAAAUUCUCCUCAUCAGCACCUUAGGAAAUGUAUAGAGAACAGUAUGGAGAAUAUGCAUACUGAUAUUAGGGUGUAAAGGGUAAAGGGGCAUAUGGACUAAAGCCUAAAAUGGUUUUUUAAGCAACUUCAACAUAAAUUUUCCUUGGUAAAUACAAGUCAAUUUGUAGGGAGGAAUUUAGUAGACUAUCAUUUGUCAUGUAGGGCUUAUUACCAUGUAGCCUCCCACCCCUCCCUCAUAUUAGUAAACACACUAAAUUUUGUUAACUAGUUCAAUGUUUUUUUCCACAGCAUUGUUUUACUGUGGUCGUAACAAGUACAAGAAAGUCCCACCAGAGGGAAAUAUUGUUCUACUUGUCAGCUGUGCUGUCGGGGUUUGUAUUAUCCAUUAACUUUUAGAAUUAAAUUAAUUUUACAAUAUAGUUUUGAAUGAAAGAAAAGCUAAAAAUGUUUCUUCAAUCUUAGUAUCAUGAUUGAUCCAAUUUUUUAAAUCUGAUUUGUUUUGUUUUCUCACCAGAAUGCUAUUAAAAAUAAGGUGAAAAGUAUUGGUUCAGGGGAAAAGAGGGACCACUGGAUGGACUAUGCAAAGAAGGAUUAUGAUGUAAGUUCCACUGAACUGGUUACGUUUUUUAUUUACAAUUGAAUAUUUUUUGAUGCAGCCAUAUUCCUGUUUUCAAAUUAUCACUCAUGAUAAUUGUUAUUGUUUUUCUUAGUCAAACUUGGUGGAGGACAUCAAAGCACUGUUCAAAGUUCUUUUCAUGUUUCUACCUUUGCCUGUGUUCUGGACGUUGUUUGAUCAACAGGUGAGAUAUUUUAUUCCUUUACACAUAAACCAUUAACCCUUAUCGAAUAUUAAUUUUUUGUAAUGUAGCGAUGUCUGUGAACCGUAAGAAACGAAAUCCAAAACCAUUGAGAAAACUGUUGUGAAAAUUGUAUCAUUGCUGCUGCCUUUCCUAGGCAAACUUGUUUUAGUGACCUUAUCCUCCCCUUCCUACAUCCACCCAGUCAAUGUCACUUGGUUUGUAGUGUUGACUGUACUUUCAAUAGAGGAGAGAGGGAGUGGGGGAGGAGGGAGGGAGGGAGGGGUGGCAGCUGGGCUUCUUGGUUAGGUGUUAGGAUAUGUCAAUACCACUAGAGCUAUUUAACAAUUAGAUUGUGAGCUCCAGAUCUAAAUUAAAUGAUUGUAGAUUAGGGAAAAGCCUGAAGGAACAAUCAAACAUCCUUGCUACUCUGAUUGUAAUGUUUAUAAAGAUAAACAAAUAUAUUAGUUCACAGGAAACUAAACAUCAUGGUAGUUACAUGCAGAGAAAUACACUGAUUACAAGAAUAUGCUAACAUUUAUCUAUAAAUCCUUUAACUCCUGAAAGUGUUCAAUUUGUAACCUCUCCCUACAAUAUCCAUACAUUACUCAGCAAACAGGUGAUGAGAAUCAUCAAACUUAUCAGGCACAAGUUGUUACCUUGAUUGACCACCAAAUUCUUGUUAAUCAUUACAAAGAAAGGUGUAGAAGCUAGAGAGGAGAAUUGACAAUCAGAUCUUGGGAGUUUAAGGGUUAAAUUGUUUUUGUGCUGUUAAUUCUAGGGUUCACGAUGGACUCUUCAAGCUGAAGAAAUGGAUGGUAACUUAGUAAGUAAAUGGCAAAUAAUAUUUCAUGAAGUUUAAAACCAGUAGUGGAAUUUCAUGUUUUGGAUGGUUUACACACAUGUAUUUCUCAUAGAGGAAGAAAAAUAGGUGAACAGGCAAACUUGGAGAAACUCAGAACUCAUUGUCUUUGACAGGCUCAAGGUAGAUAGGUGAUAUCACUCAGCAUUGCCAAUUACGACAGACACCUGCCUGAACUGGACUGAAUUUCUCUCAGUUAGCCAGACUUUAGCCUAAAUGAUGGUGCACCAUACAUUACAGGUUACUAAAAACCUGAGAUGUUCUGCUUGUUUCAACACUUUUAUUCUUAUUAAAAUAGUUUUCUCAAAUGUUUACCUUCAUGAAGAACAAAUCGUUGAUAUCACUGUUUUCCUCUUAAUAUGUUAUUUAUUUUAUUGUGCUUUUACAGGGCAAAUUUGGAACCUUAAAGCCUGAUCAAGUGCAGGUCUGUUUUCAUUUUGACCAUUGUUUACUUAUACAUUAACCCUUUACAUCCUAACAUCAGUAUGCAUAUUCUCAAUACUGUUCCCCAUAUAUUUCCUAUGGUACUGACAAGGAGAAUUUGUUUAACAAUCAAGAGCUAAGUUGGUGAUCAUUUCCUUUAUUCUCAUGACCUUAAUGUGUGAUUCUGGGGUGAUAUUGUAAGGAGAAAUUAGAUUGUAUUCACUCCUAGUCAAAGGGUUCAUUUCUGUGGCAAUGGGCUCUUUAGACAUUUUUUUAAUUUUCAUUUUUGGCACUGUCAAUUCUCUUCUCGUUUUUCAUUUCGUAUUAUGAAAUAAUUCAAAUAGUACACGCCGCUUUGAUUGGCCAUAAAACCAUUUUACAUGAGCGUAUGUAAACACGGCUUUCGUUCCUCUUUCAUUAGUUACUUUAUAAAAGAAAUGUAAAAUGGUUUCCGUGUUUACAUAGCCUGAUGUAAACACUUGGGAGGUUGGGAGAACACUCGAUAAGCUGGAAAUCACUCCGCUUCGCGUCGUGGUUUCCUACGCUUAUUUCGUGUUCUCCCAACCUCCCGCGUGUUUACAUCAGGCUAUGUAAACACGGAAACCAUUUUUGAGGAAGUUCAUCACAAUACUGUUUUCGCUUUUCAUCAACCCGUUUCUCAGCUGAUAUAAUCUUGAAAACUUCAAAAUAAGACUAAUUUCAAAUAUUCAGUGAUCAAUUCAUUUCAAUGUAAAGGUACCUUCUGUGAACCUCAGCUUUCAUAAAUUAUUAUUUACUGAUCAGUAACAGAAACCGCAACCGAAGAAACUAAAAUAACAAACCUUGAAAUAAUAGUAUUUCAAGUUUGCGCACUGUUUAGUAAAUUUUAUAAAAUAACGAGAUACUAAGAGCGCCCUGAUUAGUCAAAAACCUAUCGUAUAUUGCACCGGUAAACCAAUAGAAGAUUUAAGUUUGUCUUAUAAAAGCAAUAGACUGCACGUGCUAUCAGUUUACUGGCGUACUAACCCACGUGCGCGAGCUGGAGGCGGGUGAUGUAUUGCUUAAUUCAACAGGUUUCACUGCAAUGAGGUUCAUAUCGUGGAAAGAAUGCCCAUUUGUUUUUAUAACGUUGUAUUUCAACAGGCGCUCAAUCCAGUGUUUAUUCUGAUCAUGAUUCCAAUUUUUGAAAACAUUGUGUAUCCUCUUCUGAGAAAAUGCAAUCUUCUUGUGAGGUACGAACAUACUCUUAUUGUACGUUUUUACCUAUUUGUUUGACUCAACAUCAGUGCGGACUGUGUUUGCUCUUCAUGCGCCUUGAACUCUUUUCUUAACAGGCCCUUACAGCGUAUGUGCGCUGGAAUGCUGCUGGCAGCAUGUUCAUUUGUCAUGGCAGCCUUCAUACAGAUUGCAAUACAGGUAACGUAGAUUUUUCAAUUUUCAAGUGAACACUGCAUAAUUGAUUUUUUUGCUGUACUUCCCCGUGUGAACGUCCAAGGAAAACGAGCUUAAUGGUCUCAACCGAUCCGAUCCAAAACUUAACCAGUCGCGAUUUGGUCAUCCGCGUUUUCCCUCCCUUCUGGCAGUUUGAAGCUUUUAGAAUUCUGAUUGGCUAUGUGUGAUAUUUUCCUCUAUCCUGAUUGGCUAUGUGUGAUAUUUUCCUCUGUCCUGAUUGGCCAUUGCGUUUACUUUGGUUUUGGUUGUACGACCCUCAACCGCUUGAGGGUUAUGUCUUUGGAUCGCUGCAACAAGCCAAACUCCGUUUUGAGUAAUGUCCAAAAUGAUUUGUAACUUUUUAAAAGAGGUCAAAUUAUCGGGAUUAUUUUUUUGUUUGUCUUGUUUUACAGCGAAGUCGAGUUGCAGCGGACGUUCCACCAACAGGUUUCGCCAACCUUCGUGUCAUUAAUGCUGGAGUUUGUAAAAUAAACGCGUUCGGUGUUGGCUUGAACGCAGAGGUGCCUUUGAUGCAGGUAUGGAACUCAAUUAAUUACGUUGGUGUUAAAAUUUUUUCUUAAGUUUUUUUGUGAAUGUAAUAUUUCAGACUGCAGUUUUCUUUUCAUCUUCCCCCAUAGUGUAUUCUCUUUUAAGUCACGCGGAGUGCGCUGUUCGACUGGCCGUUCGAGUGCCCGUUCGCCCGAUCGUUCGUUCGUUCGUUCGUUCGUCGUUCGUUAAUCGUGAAUUCGUUUGUCCGUCUGUUUGUUCGUUCGUUCGCUCGUUCGGUCCAUCGCCCGUUUAUUUAGUGAGUCAGUCGGUCUGUCUUUUUGUUACCCAGUCAGUCAGCCGGCCAGACAGCUAGUCAUUCGAUCAUUUAGUAAAUCAGUCUGCCAGUUUUUCAGUCAACUAUUAAUUUUUUCUAUAAUUCAUUCGAUUCUAUUGGAUAUAGAUGUUAGAAUAGUCUCAGAAUUGACCUCUGAUCUCGUCUCUUUUUGUUUCCAGGCUUCGGAUUAUGCUCACGUCCCAGUUACUCUGGAUACAAUAAACGUAAAAACGGUUGACUGUCCCACCAAACUCACCAAGUCAUUCUCGGUGAAGAUCAAAGAAAAAGGCGCAACCACUUUCGUUGUUGGAAUCGAAAAGAAUGCGCUGAUUGGAGAGCAGGUACAUUUAACAGUGUCAUGUUGACUGGACUGAGUUACAAAAGCGUUACAAUCAUUGAACUAUUCACGAAAUUGUAACGUUGAGUUCCGCUCAAAAGUUAGUUAAGAGUCUCCGCUCGAAACUCGAUCCUCGAAACUACUGGGAAUCGAGGUUCCAACAAAAGAGGAAAAAGUGGCUGUUUUUGCUAUUCUGCCUAACGCUGGAUACUUGAAAUAACUAACUUGAUAAGGCGGAAGUUGGAGAAACAGCCCGGACUAUAAACAAAUGAGUUCAAGUGUUUGGAAACACCCAUGAGUAUCGCUAGAAACCACAAAUGAUGCACCAACAGGUGUUUUUGAGUAAACUUUGCACAAAAUUUUGUUCCGAUGGUAAUACUUUUUUUCCUUUUUUGCUCUGGCUAUUGUUUCAGAUUGAGGAUAUUCUCGAGCCAUUGAAAGGAAGUGUAGCAAAAGUCAGGUAGGCGAUGAAGUGUAUUGAAAUGUCAAAUCCUUGUCCUCUCGUUACACAUGUAGUGCCGCCUAAUAUCACAUGUGAUCAUGUUAUUGAACUUAUGACUUAAAAUCUUGUUAUGCGGUGAUUUGCAAUGAUUAUAAGCUUCCCAUGUAUUUUAAACUUCAUGAAAAAAAGAUAGGUGAUGAAUUUGAAAGCGACCUUCACAGUAAUAAACACCACUCAAGCAGUAGUGAAAUUAAAACCUAAAAAAAAUUCCGGCCUGUACGGGAUUUGAACCUAAGACCUCUGCGGUACUGGUGCAGUUCUCCUGUGUCUUAUUUUCACCACUGCGAAGAUCACUUCCUAAUUCAUUUCUUAAAGCGCAGUUCGCACAUAUAUGAUUUUCAAAUAUCUACAGUUACUGAAAAAGGUACGUGGUAAAUAUAUUUAUAAACAAAUCAAUCAGUCACUCAUUUCAUUAGUAAGUGCCCACAUACCCGCGGGCCGUAUAUUACUGUACGGCCCGCUAAAUUCGAAAGUUUGUUUGAAUUGAAGUGUUCCUCCCUUUAUUUGAACCUAGAUGUACAAAAAGUAUCUUACUAACCUAGUUUUUCCGGUCUGUAUGGUGAGUUAAAGAACCUUGUUUCUUUGCUCGGAUUUAUGGCCCGCUUGCUACACGCUUGCGCCAUAAAUCCGAACGGAAAAGACCGGCUUGGUCCGUAACUUACGGUACGGACUUCGAACUCGGAUGGUAAGUUUAAGGGAAAAAGUUGCAUCUGCAAUGAAACGUCCUUCGUCAAAAAUGAUUUAAUUUAUUUGAAAAUCAUCUAAGUUGCCUUGCGCGAGAGGAUUUCGGUGACGCUUUCGGUGACAUAAACUUGUUUUACUGUCACAGAUUUUUUCACACUGGGGGUGAUGUAGCACCGUCUGUGGACAUAAAACUCAACAAAACUUUAACGUACAAGGACAUUGGAAGCUUUAAAAACACCGACUACAAGGAACUUUUAUCAAAGAAGUAAGUUUCUUACCAGUUUCCUACUCUUCAGAUUACUUCGUGCCCAGGCUCUCUCUUCUUUUCCUCAGGCCCUGGAAACGAGGCUUCGUCUCAUGUUACUAGAUCUUAGAACAAGUUAAAUUUAAGAAGAGAUUUCGCGUUGGAAAAUAAAGAAUCGGAAUCUAAAGUCAAACGUUUCGAAGAUGAUGAUAUUUAAGCGUAAACGAGAGUUGCUUUUGUGUGGUUCUUAUUUACAAUUGGAAGCCUUCUUUAUGACGUCUACACAAGGCAGGGUAACUUUUUCAAAUAUGAGUAAUAAACCCCCUUAUUUUUGUUGGAAGAGGGGCUGCCGAAAGACAAAAAUCGUCCGUGGAUUGCUGGGCGAGCGAAGCCUCCAGAAAAUACUUGCAGAAAGGCAUUUUUGCCCUAUUCCUAGAUCUCUUGCACCAAAUAUUUCAAGUUCGCGGCUCGACGAUUGUAUUCUGCUUGAUUCAGAUUCCUGUUCCUUUCAGGUAUCCGAUUAAAGUUAUGUCCGCUGGAACAGACGAUAAACUUCUAAGCCAGAAGAUGUACUUUGGUGAUGGCGGCGUAUACACUGCAAUUAUACAACCAGAUCCUAAGAAGAAUGAUCAGGUUGAGUUCUUAUUUACAGAGUAAUUUAAAGUGGAAUCAGAAAUUAAAAAACCUUCGUUUUAAUUGAUUAAAAUUAAAAUUGAGAGGGCAGGUUUUUUAGGACAUCUUAAAAGUUCUCGCGGUUGAAUUUGUUCCUUAGUUGCGCGCUGUAUUUAUCGCUAACUUUAAGUGACUUCCUCUGUGAAUGAGAAUCAUUUGCAGCUUAAAACGAUAGAUGUUUCAGUCACAUUUAUUUGGGAACACUGAGAAAUUCCGCCUUUUGAACUCGAAACAAUGGAAGACAGGAGCUUCAUCCCCUUAUCGAAUUGUUCUACCUCACAGUAACGAAAUUUCAGACACUUCAUGUGGUCUCAGGAGAACAAUUCAAUAUUUUACUUUCAUUUCUACAAAUAUCUUAGACGUGUUGAGUGAUACAGCCGUUAUUUGUAGUCCGGAGUUCUUGAGGAUCGGAUCUUUCUUAAGUGACAGCCAUAUUUUGUUUAAUUGGGUCACCGUUAUAUACCGCGAAGGCCCAAGUUAUGUUAAGGGAACGGGAAGCAGCGACUACAUGUUAUACCUAAAAUCGAGUCACCUCAGUUGCACUUGGGUUUUGUGGACUCUUCUGGCCCAAGCGCAUUUAAUUGGAGAUUUUUGUUGUUUUAGCUGACCAUCAAGAAGUUUGCGGAUGUUAGAGCGAAUUCAAUCUCAAUGCUGUGGCAGAUUCCACAAUAUGUGACCAUCACCGCAGGGGAAGUUCUUUUCUCUAUAACAGGGCUGGAGUUCGCUUACUCUCAGGUGAAUGUACACCUAGUUUACAAUUUUCAACUUGUUCUGUCGUAGUUUUGUACGGUCUCCUUGCCUUCCAAGGAAGAAGAGAGACCUCAGGACUGACUUUCCUGUCACGCAAUGACACUUCUUUGGGUGCAGUGUAGUUGUGUGACAUAUAAAAGAGGGGGGAAGCAUUUGGAAAGUGAUGCAUUGCCACUCUCACAGUAAACCCAAUGUCCUUUUAAUUACUGCGUCGCUAGUGAUAAUCAGGGAGCACUGUUAAACAGUCGAAAUUGCAAUUGGACCGGUGUGACUUGUCAUGCAAUCUCAAUGUGGGUUGGAAUGUCUUGAAAUGUCAAUGUUUUUUUCUGUUCAUUCUUAACUCGAGAAAUGGCUGAAACACUUCCAAGUUGUUGUUAUGACCUCAAAUUUACUCCAUCCGUCCAUCACUCCUUCCUUCCAUUCCUGUCACUUUUGGGUAGGUCUGCUGACUAGCAUAUAAAGCGUUCGUAUGUUCAGGAAAAGAAAGAGAAAGGAGAAAGAAGAACAAAACCCAAAAAACUCACUGCUACUUGGGAUAUAUCCCCAGACCUCUCGCCUCAGAGGAUAAGCUUUCUCUAUUGCACCAAGUAUGCAGAGCGUAAGCGAUUUUGGGGAGUAUACCAUAUAAAUAAAACGUUACCUUUCUUAACCAAAAGUUUUAAAAUACGAGGUCAGUUCAGUGACCUCGAAGUCUCUUUCGCCCCUUCAUUAUUCAUUUUCCGUGUUCAGUGGCUCACAGUUACUCUGAUUUUUGCAUUAACCCUUUACACCCUAACAUCAGUAUGCAUAUUCUCCAUACUGUUUUCCAUACAUUUCAAACAGGCUGACAAGGAGAAUUUGUUUAACAAUCAAGAGCUGCUUUAGUUGGUGAUCGUCUCCUCUAUUCUCGUGACUUUCGUGUUCGAUUGAGGGGUGAUAACGUAUGGAGAAAGUAGACGCUAGUCACUCUUAGGGGCCAAAGAGUCAGAUUUUCAUUUAACUCCUUGUUUUAAAUUGCUUUCUUCAACAGGCUCCUGUUAGUAUGAAAUCUUGUGUAAUGGCUGGCUGGCUUAUGACAGUGUCCGUUGGAAACGCCAUUGUUGUGGUGUUUGCAGAAGCCCGACUCACCGACGACAUGGUAAGAAGAGCGGUUUUGUUUUCAUCACUUGUCAAUCGAUGUAAAAAAUUUGUUUUUAUUACUUAACUAAGAACCGUGCGUUACAGAGUAAAAGGAUUAAGGUCUGGGCCCUAAUUAGGACCGCUUUGUUUUGGUAUUGAACAGCAGACUUUAUUCUUUCAGUACCUCUUCAACCCAAGUCCUCAGAAUUCAACCUGAAACAAUAAAACCACUUCGCUAUUUUUUAUUUUUGCUUUUCCUUAGAAAAGCUUUUUGGUAUGAAGAUCAUUUUCAUCGGUCGUGAUAACCAGUCACAAAAUGUUGUUUUGUUAACCGAAGAUAUGAUUUUGAAUCCACUAAAUGUAGCCCAAAGGCAUUGGGCUCACAGAUAAGGAUUUAAACAAAGCAAAAAAAGCAAAGUUGUUGUAAAAAUCAAUCUGGUGAAUAUAGAUUCGGGACGGUUGCGAGAGAUUUGACAGCAAAUAAAUGCACAUACUGCCUGUAGAAUGAACAAGGAAUCCGAAUAGGAAAAAAGAGAUUUUUUUGACAAUUUGAAUACUUCCUCUCAAAUUGCAACCGAAAGGCAUCACGCUCACGAGUAUAGAUUGAUAUAAAUGGCAGUAGUUAUAAAGCUAUUUUUUUGUUUUGUUUUGUUUUGUUUCGUUUAAACAUGUCAUUUCUUUAAUCCCUUUCAAUGCAUUAAAUACCGUUUUUCUUUUCCUUCCUCCUUUAGGCGAACGAGUUUUUCUUUUUUGCCGGCCUACUUGCCUUGGUAAUGCUAGUGUUUAUGGUGAUGUCUUAUUUUUACAAAUAUGUAUACUACUCUGUUAAUGGCGAAACAAGCGACAGCAGUCCCCGUGAAGAAGAAACAAAAGACGAAGAAGAUGAUAAAGAGAAAGGAACCUAAUAAAGAAGAAUAUUUCUUCUUAUUACCUUGUAGUUCGCAAUAGGGACCUUAAACAAUCCAGACGACAACGCUAAGAAAUAAGCCAAUUAAAAAAUGCAUUUAUAUUUUUGUUAAGAAUUUCACGAAUGGGUGGAUGUAAUUACCAUCUCUAAAGGCGCCAGACCUCAUCUUCAGCACAAGUUAUGCGAGCAGCAUUGUUUUCCAAAUGGAAACUUAAAUUGGGGAUUUCACGUUGUUGUUUGUGAACACUGUGCUGAUAGUAAGUACGAAGUUUAAAAACGCACGUGCUGAGCUAUUGUUCUGCCUAUUCGAUCUAUUGUUUUGCUGCGUUGUAGUUACCGUCGUCGUCGUGGUUUGUUCAAGGUCCCUUAAUAACUGUUACUUGAGUUUUCGAACUGGUUAAUUUAAUUUGAUAUUCUGUUGUGUAUAACAGGUGCUUAGAUACACGUGCGAGUUUAUUUGGCACCUCUUUUUCGUCCUUUUCCCGGAUGUCUAAAUGCAGCUGCGCUUUCCUCUGCGCCACUAAUUUUAAAGUAACUAUUUUAAAAGUGGAAACCGUUCCUCAAAGUUUCAGAGAAAUUUGGUUUUGUUAUCGAUUCGAAUGUUUAAUUAUCCUCUUAGAGGGUCGCAACUGGAGAAAUCUUUGACCUUUGAUGGCUAGUUUUUACACCGUUUUGACCAUUGACGGUUAAACUUUAGGGCCUUUUACGGGUUGACAAUUAGAUAUCGAUCUAAAUUAGAACCAAUAUGGAUUUUUUUUAUUUUUGGAUAUGAAUUAUAAUUUAUAAUGAGAUCUAUUCAGUCUUCCUCUGUCGAAGUAAAGUGAAGCAUAGUUGCAAGACCUCUCACAGUAGAUAACGAUUAGUUUCAAACAACCCCUUCGUUCCUGGUAUUAAAGGUGCAAACAGCGUUAGCAGAAAUUGCAGACCUCAUUCUUCGAGCCCUGAGCAUAUUACGUUCAGAGCGCCAACAAAAUUAGAUCCACGUAGUGUACCGAACGUGACUACAUACGCU
Messenger RNA from Pocillopora meandrina, 12956 nucleotides. NCBI's taxonomy places the organism in Eukaryota, Metazoa, Cnidaria, Anthozoa, Scleractinia, Pocilloporidae. The record is from the annotation of a GenBank genome assembly.